Molecule: messenger RNA, 1844 nt
Organism: Erigeron canadensis
Lineage: Eukaryota; Viridiplantae; Streptophyta; Magnoliopsida; Asterales; Asteraceae
Exons: 8
Coding region: 80-1678 (532 amino acids)
Source: RefSeq, a predicted model, not a curated record
CUAAACAUUGGUUAAUUCACCAACCUUAAUACUCACUCCAUAUCAUCAAAUCUAUAUCAAAGAAUUUGUGUUUGUUAAUAUGGCGACAGCAGCCUUCAAAUCCAACACAAAAAGAAGCAAUUCCACAAAUGAAAAACAGAAAACAAUAAGAAGAUCCUUAAGCGUCAACGCUGUAUCUCGAAGGUCAAUCAAUAAUAAUAAUAAUAAUGAAGAAGAAUUAUUCUUGAAUAAAAGAGACAACCCUCUGUACUGGGCAACUGGUGGGUCUCCUCCUGGCGACAAAAACGACACCUGUACUAGUCAAACUCAUUCUUCAUCACAAGUUGUUGCUCUUAGUGGGUCAGAGAGAGGUCGAUCCAUUAAGAGGAAUCCAGAUGUCAAAAUUGAUAAUGGCCGGAGGAGGAGUUUGUCUAGAGUGGCUGCUGCUAGUACUGAUAAUGGCCGUCGGGGCCGCUCCGUUUCGAGGCCUAAUUUUGAGAGUGAAACAGAACAAGAAUCAAGAGUUUCGAUAACUUACGGAGGCAGAAGUAGUUCCACUCGGCCAUUUAGUAGAACGGGGAAGGUUCCAGUUACUGGUGCUAACGCAUCUGACAGAAGAAGUUCCCAUCCAUCCCGCCAUCCUUCAUUUGACUCACAAGUGUCAAAUAUGGAAGAUAUGGUCUCCACCAGUUCUUUGUCUGAAGCAGAAGAGAAAACAAUUAAAGCUGUCUAUGAACAGAUGAAGUCAUUAGAAGGGAACAACUCGAGAAAACAAGUUGCCUCAAGUGAAAUAUAUGAAACUGUGAGAUCUGAAGUGAGACGUGCUAUUGCUGAUAUCCAAGAUGACCUUCAAGAUGCCAUCCGAAGGAAUACUACUGGUGCUCUUGUGAGUGCAGAUGUGACAGAUAUAUCCACCAAGUUGAUUAAUCCCGGGGGUGUUGAGUUAGUCUUUGACAUAAGAAGGGAAUAUGCCAAAGAACUUGAAGAGGCCCAAGAACGUGCUAGAAAACUUCGAUCUGAUUUGGCCAUCGAGGAGCAUCGCAAGCAGGAGUUAAGUAGAAUUCUCAAAGAGACACUUCCUGAACCCAAGACAUCUAGUUCGCAUAGGUCUCGGUUAGGAAGAAAAAGUAGCAGCGAAAGAAAGAAGAUGUCAAAACGCUUGACUGAUGAAGCAAUGUCCUACUUCGAUGAAUGUGUUUCAAUAUCAACAUUCGAUAGUUCCGAUUUCUCUGCAGCAGAAGAUCCAUCUGUAAACUCAGCUGUCACCGCUACUCCAACAACAGGCGCUGUCACUGGUCCAAACCGUUGGAUUAACCAACAGAUAAAUCAUGGCGACCUAGGAUCUAGCUCUGUGAUUGGUAGCAGCUCUAAUGAAUCCGUGAUAGAUAGAGUUGUAACUCCUGAUAUAGAACGAGAUAGGAAAUUUCGCUUCUCAUUUGGUUACAAACCAACGGAAUGCAUAGAGCUUCAACAUGACUUACAAAGUUACAUCAAAACUUUAGACAAAGACACCGGUUUAGAUGGAAUUUUAUUAGAAAGAUCCAAAGAUAAUUACAGUCUAGAUGCGUAUAACCUACUGGAGGUCAAGGAAAACUUGUUGUUUGAUAAGGUGUUGUCAAGAAAUCGACAAGAGUCUGGGAGUGUGCAUCUCUGUGGCGGGGUGGUGAUUCCAUUUUUGCCGCUGAACCAUCUUUAUUGAAGAUUGAAGACGUUGUAUUGUAAGUGCACUUCAUUGUAAUCAUGUUGUUUCUUCUUUCAUUUUUGUUAGUUAAGGUAUCAAAGAGCUUACAACAUGACAUUGUAUUAAUGUUAUGUAAUAUAAAUCUAUGUUAAAAAGUUGGCGAUUAGUGCAAAAUCAGUUUCUA